AGUUGAUUGUUUACUAUCCAUGUAGGGUUUUACUUAUAUGUGUUUGCUGUCACCUGUAAUAAAUUCGCCUUGGAUAUGGUAUUAACAAUGUUACUAUUAUUAGGCGCAAAAUAUGCAGAAGGUCUAGGUUUUAAAAGUUGUCGACUUUAAGUUGUUGCACUGGCAACAUUACACAUAUAGCUGAGGAUUUUUCUUCGGUUGUGAGCAGCUGUCAAAAAGUAAAAAAUACACAAUGUAGAUAGAAAUUAUUAUUUUAAUUGAUACACAAAUGACAAACUCUAUUGGCAAAGGUUGGGCAGCAGGCCUUGUAUCGGCGAUAAAAGAUCCUAAGAACUGUAUUAUAUCCUCGGAAGAUGCAGUAGUAAUACGCGAUAAAUACCCAAAGGCGCAACAUCAUUAUCUCGUGCUGCCAAAAGCCGACAUAGCGGAUAUAUUCCACUUAACUCUCAGCCAUUUACCAUUACUAGAGGAGCUAUAUUUGCUUGCCCAAAAUGUUAUCGAAGUGAAGCGCUGUGUAAUGGAUGAUUUUAAAAUCGGUUUUCAUGCACAGCCUAGCAUGCAGCGGUUGCAUUUACAUGUAAUAUCCAAGGAUUUUGUCUCCGACUGCCUAAAAACAAAGAAGCACUGGACUAGUUUUAACACGGAACUAUUUUUACCUUAUCAAGAUGUUACAACACGUUUAAAAGCAGACGGCUGCAUCAAACGGCUCACCAAAGAAAAAAUACAACAGUUGACUACCUGUGCGCUAGAAUGCAAUCAAUGCGAGUUUGUACCGAAAAAUGUGCCUGAUUUGAAGCGGCAUUUGUUUGACCAUUGGACACAAAAGCGAUAGGACAAUUGAAAUGUAAAACUUAUAUUGAAUUUUAACUAAUCUUCAAUGCAUUCUUAGCAAGAGUAUGUAGUGCUUUGGCUUAGAAUGCAGUAUCUCAGAUCCGAGUCGAAGCGAAAUUCCUAUGUGAAAAUGUGGCGAUAUCACAAAUGGGAACUUAACUAUCGCUGUUCAUUUACGAAUCUUUAACAUAAUUAAAUGGCGUUCAGUUCGUAAAAUUAGUUUUUAAUACAUACAUUGUAAAGUCAUAAUAAUAACAAAAAUACACAAUUAAUUUUUGAUUAAAUACUAA
Molecule: messenger RNA, 1121 nt
Organism: Anastrepha ludens (Mexican fruit fly)
Lineage: Eukaryota; Metazoa; Arthropoda; Insecta; Diptera; Tephritidae
Gene: Aptx
Product: aprataxin-like protein
Exons: 3
Coding region: 269-832 (187 amino acids)
Biological process (GO): double-strand break repair; single strand break repair
Cellular component (GO): nucleus
Molecular function (GO): single-strand break-containing DNA binding; double-stranded RNA binding; DNA 5'-adenosine monophosphate hydrolase activity
Source: RefSeq, a predicted model, not a curated record